CAACACCUGGACUCAACAUCUACAUGCAUGCUGACACCACCAAUAAACCCUUUUACCUCCCCUCCGUGGCAAGUAAGAGAGAUUAAGGUGACAAAAUGGCUGAAAACAACGGUGGUGCCACCACAGUCCCCUUGCUCCGAUCAGUUGAUGGUGGAGAAACGGAGAAGGGUAGUAGAAGCAGAAAUAAUGAAAGACCCAGAGAACCAUGGAAAGGAGAGUUUGUGAAAAGCAUUGUGUAUGCUGGUCUUGACGCCAUUGUUACUUCUUUCUCUCUCAUUUCCUCCAUCUCCGCCGGUCACCUUUCUUCCGGCGAUGUGUUGGUGCUGGGAUUUGCAAAUCUGGUUGCCGAUGGAAUAUCUAUGGGGUUCGGAGAUUUUGUGUCAAGCAGCACAGAGAGGGACGUGGCCGCCAAGGAAAGGCUGGUUACUGAGUGGGAGGUCAUUAACCAUCGAAGGCCUCAGCAGCAAGAGUUAAUCCAUCGAUAUCAGGCUCUUGGAAUGAAUGUCGAAGAUGCAACCAUGGUGGUGAGCAUUUUUGAAAAGUACAAGGACAUACUGGUGGAUGAAAAGAUGGCAAUUGAAAAAGGAUUGCAACCACAAGACCAAACAGAGAAGCCAUGGAAGAAUGGCCUCGUUACGUUUUCGGCCUUUCUCGUGUUUGGCUCUGCUCCGCUUCUCGGUUUCAUCAUCCUCAUCCCGUUCACCGACAACGACACACACAAGUUUGUUGGUGCCUGUGUAUUAUCUGCACUGGCACUUGCAUUUCUUGGGAUAGUGAAGGCCAAGAUUGCAGGUCAGAAGUAUGAGCUCUCUGUGGCUAUCACCCUCUUCAAUGGUGCAAUUGCUGGUGCUGCUGCUUAUGCCAUCGGGUGGACACUUCGCAAUGUUGCUGGCUUAGAAGACUGAAAUUAACUCGAUUGUUCACCCACCGGGCAUCGGUGGAGUGCCUACUUAUAAAUAACCCACAAAUGGUGACUGAUCUAGUCAGCCCCCCUAAUGUUUAUUUUCUACUUUGCAAAAUCAGAAUCAAG
Ilex paraguariensis (yerba mate) is the source of this 1030-nucleotide messenger RNA. The record is from the annotation of a GenBank genome assembly. NCBI's taxonomy places the organism in Eukaryota, Viridiplantae, Streptophyta, Magnoliopsida, Aquifoliales, Aquifoliaceae.